Molecule: messenger RNA, 423 nt
Organism: Miscanthus lutarioriparius
Lineage: Eukaryota; Viridiplantae; Streptophyta; Magnoliopsida; Poales; Poaceae
Source: the annotation of a GenBank genome assembly
AUGGAGUACAGGCCCUCGUUCCCCCGAAAGAAGCGCUCCCAGAGUGGCGCCAGCGGCAGCGGGCCGCGCGUGAGGAACAUGAAGGCCACCUUGGGCACGCGGCGGAACGGGUACCGCCGCACCCCCGGGGUGAACGACGCGCGCCAGAGCAGCUCCUCGUCCGUCAUCGAGUGCUCCAGCCCCUCCGCCGCCGCCGCCGCCGCUGCGACGGCGGCGUCGGCGGCUGGGGAGACCCCCAGCCACGGCCGGAACAGCGUGGCCGCCGCCACCUCGUGCCCGUGCCGCGGACAGCCCCAAGCCGAGCAGCAGGAACACCUUGAGCAUCCCCCACGGGAACACCCUGAGCUGGUGCUGCCCCUGCCUCGCCUCCUUCACGUCGUUCUCCAUGGAGUCCGCACCUGCAGCGCGGCGGCUCGGAGUUAG